AGACAGGCUAAGAGACAAAGCCACAGCCCUGCUGCUUCCUGGGACUCUCUCCUACCUCUCCUAUUGUUGUCCCCCCUUCAGGAGGAGGGAGAGAGACAGAAGGAGAGAGGAAGCAGCAGCCAGCAGUAGCAGAGAGCUUAGUUAAAAGAUUAAUUUAGACAGCCACACUUCCCCACCCCCACUUCCUCACAUACAUAAGCUCACUCACCCUUCCCUACCAUCUCAUGGCUUCACUAUAUCUUCUUGCCUUUCCUUGAAAGGAUCCAGACAAUCCCCUCUCCACAACUGGAAAAAAGAAAGUGGUACACCCUCUCUGCCCAGAAGGUGCCAGCUAUUGCAUCCAACUCCAGAAACUCAGCAACGCAGAGGUCAUGUCCCUGGUUCCAUGGUUCCGGUGGAGCGAGACCCCUCACAGGCUGUCUCCCAGAAGUCCAGCAGAAAUGGUGCUUGAGACUCUGAUGAUGGAGCUGGCUUGGCAGAUAAAGGAAGCUGAGAAGCAGCACCGGGAAAGGGAGAAUGAAUACCGGAAGAUUCGUACUGGCGUUGACUAUAGCUGGCUGGCAAGUCCACCCAGGAGUGCCUAUGACCUUAGCCCUGGGGAGCGGCUUCAGUUGGAGGAUGCCUGCACCAAAAUCCACCCUUCUUACUGUGGGCCCAUGAUCCUCAGGUUCCGGCAGCUCAUUGCUGAGUACGAUCCAGAAGUCCAUGAGGUGUCCCAGCUCUUCCGUUCAGUCCUCCAGGAAGUCUUGGAGAAGAUGAAGGAAGAGGAGGCUGUUAGGAAGCUGACCAAACAAUGGAACACUCGACCCCGGGGCACCCUCUCCCUGACCACUUUUAGGACCCGUUCCCGCAUCUUUCCUUUUGCCAGUGACAUCAGGACCAUCUCAGAGGAUGUGGAACGGGACAUCCAUCCCACUCCUAGGGUCUGGAGCAUGCCUGAAUUCCAGAUGCAGAAAGACCAAUAACUAAGAAAAAAGAGCUGAAUUCCUAGGAAAGACUCUGUUAGCCAGGUUUCAACCACAAGUGCCACCAUUCCCCCAUCCCAAUCCCUCUUUUGCCUAUCCCAGUUUGACAUGCUCUCCCUGUUGCUUUUUUGAGGUUCUAAGCCAUCAAAAGGAUUGAGGAACCAAUGAUUAGGGCCAUUUUGGGAUUGUGACCUUAUUUACUCUGACCUAAACUUGUCACCCAUUUAGAAGUCAGAAUCUGGGAAGUAGAAAAAGCCAAAAGACCCCACAAUAAAUUUCUAUUCUUUGGGGCUUUUUUUCCACUUUUUUAAACUGAAUAAGGCAUAGAUCAUAAAAUCAUAGAGUUUCAGAGCUGGUUGGAACCUUACAGUGAAUUAGCUAGUCCAAACUUCUCAUUUUAUAGAUGAGGGAAAUAGGCCCAACAAGGUUAAGAGUCCUUCUAUCUUAUCUUGAUGGGCUGUUCUCCUUGGGCCAUUUGGCAAUUCCCCAGUCUCUGAGCCCUUAAGUUGUGGGCUAUGACAGAACAGGGCCAAAGGCUAUUUCCCCAUAGCAUCUAUCACCCAACUCAUCCCUCAAGAAAACAUUUAAGUGCCCAGUGUGUCACUGGGGCAAAUCUCCUAAAAUUCUGCCCCUAUACUGAUAUCAUGCAGGACAUAAUAACAACACCCAAGAUAUAAUCGGUUCUCAGAAGGCCCUCUCCAUUUAGCUUGUCUAUCGUCAACAUAAAGCAUUUAGAGCUAGAAGGGACCUUAAAGAUCAUCAAGUCUGAUCCCUCUUCCCCAUUUUUUAUAUGUCAAAAAGUGCUUUAUUGAGGCAUUUGUCUUUUUAAACCAUAAUCUCUUCCCAACAAAUUCCACCCUCCCUCCCUCCCCAACUGGAUUCACUUACAUAAAGCAAAGCCAUCUAACCAAGGAAACAGGACUGAGAUGUCAACUGACAGAGAACAUACCAGUGGGCAUCUAGAGACCAUCACCUCUUCACAAAAAGAAGGAGGUGCAUUCCAGCAUCAGUCAUCAGGAAUCAUGCAUUGAGCAUUGGGUUUGAUCUGAAUUCUGUUGUCUUUUAAUAUCAUUUUCAUUUACAUUAUUGUCAUAAUUAUACUCGUUGUUUUCCUGGU
Molecule: messenger RNA, 2082 nt
Organism: Monodelphis domestica (gray short-tailed opossum)
Lineage: Eukaryota; Metazoa; Chordata; Mammalia; Didelphimorphia; Didelphidae
Gene: RD3
Product: RD3 regulator of GUCY2D
Biological process (GO): retina development in camera-type eye
Source: RefSeq, a predicted model, not a curated record